This is a messenger RNA of Caenorhabditis auriculariae, 5202 nucleotides long. NCBI's taxonomy places the organism in Eukaryota, Metazoa, Nematoda, Chromadorea, Rhabditida, Rhabditidae. The record is from the annotation of a GenBank genome assembly.
AUGUCGACCAGGUGGUUUUCCUUCAGGCGGCAUUUAUUUCUCUCAAAGUACAGUAGCACCCAAUAACUUUUACAAGCUCAGGUUACUCCAUAUAUGCUAGACAGACACUACGUUCUUUAUAUUCGCAGCAGAACAAAAGUUAAAACCUUUUUUCAUCUAAAAAUGAUGCGAUCGAGUUUUUAUUGAGGUCUUUCAGAAUAGGUUCUGAUUAAUAUUGGAAAAUAAGAUGAACUAUCAAAAAUUUGAAAAAAAUGUAUUGAUCUUUGUAAAAUAAUUUGGAUCUGAGAUGAUCCUACUAUUUCAAACUAACGGUGGCUUUAAAAUUAUUUGAAGAACAAAAAGUUUCUUCCUCAACUAUGAACCUACUCGAACUCUCAAAUAUGCGUUAUUCAGUAGAACUGCGCCGAUAAAGCAAACACAGAAGCAAAAAAUAGACAAAAGUCCCGAAAAAUUUUGAAAAUCUGCAUUUUUUUUUUCCCGAAUUCAUAUGCGUUUAAUCAUCCAGCUUUGUCAUAUCUCUAAUGCGGAAGUCCAAACAUGAAAAUAAGAAUCGCAUAAUUGAUGAGUCUUCCAAAAAUAAAAAAGUUCUGAGUAAGCGGAUUUCAGAACUGGUAUUGUUAUUUCCUGAUCCAGUCAUUCUCGAAACUUAUAUUCCAAAGCCUGUAAGAAAAAACCUCUAAAAAAAAGUUGGAACAAUUUUUUUGAAUAUUCGAUAGCGCAGAGCAGCACGAACCACUUUGAAAGCGAAGAGAUCGGACUAUAUGAAGAAAUUAGCUUUAUGACGGAAACGGCUCUAGAAGCGAAAGUAGGGCAUCUAACUAUGCUGCUGAAAGUAGAUCAACUAAAAUUUUAACUCAGAUAGGAACCUUUUGAAAUACAGAAUACAAAUUUGGCUGAUGAACGACUCUUUUUUAUUAUGUUUUCUUUUAACAUUACCCUUUUUUUGACAACAACUGCAGACUCGAUUGAUAGAAGAUUUUCUGCCUUCAGAGUUUUUAUUUUUCCUUUGCAUUAAAACAAGCUCUCAAACUUGAAGAUAUUUCAAGAGAUUUUAAAAAAAACUUUGUAAUAUUUUCAUGGUCAGUACUAUUCAGGAAAAUUAGAGAACUAUUCGAGUGAAAACAACAAUAAUACAAUUUUUCUGAAAAUUAAUUGGAAGUCAAUUUUGUAGAACGAGCAGGAACAGUUGGAGCUUCGGCCGUUGCGAAACCUGUUUCAAAACUGGAAAACUCGAAACGAUUCUCGAGAAGAGAGUAGCACGGAUCAAGCCUGGUCCAGUUGGUAGGAGUUUUUCUCACAGCCAUUUGGCCUUUUUUGAAUAAACAUAAGCUUUCAUUUUUUAGAGCAGUUCAAUUUUAAAAAAGAGUGUCUUCACUGAAACGUAGAUUGGCUUUUUCCGAUUUGAAAUUUUUUUUCGCCUCAACAUAAGUUUGAAGUGUUUCAAACGCCCCAUGAAUUUAUAUUAAAAGUUCUUCAUUUUAAAUCUGAGCUGCGAAGCUUGAUGACUGUGUGAUUACAAAAAAAUUAUUCUCUCACGCGUUGUAGCUUCCGUUUCAACAAACUUUCUUGCGGUAAUUGUUUUCAAACACUAAGAAACUUUCUAAAAAUUACUGUAAUUCAUAAAAAAAAACGACUCACUCUUUUGUGCAGUAUCCCCGACUUUUCCUUCUUUUAACCUGAAAAUAUUUAUUCAUUCUAUCGAAAUUUUUAUUUUCUUGUACUUGAAUGUAUCCGUUGAAGCUGGUUGCGGCAGGCGGUUGGCCGAUUCACCCUUAAAUAAAGUUUUUUUCGAUUCAUGGUCUUACAAAAUGCAAGAUAAACUAUUUGGGAGGAAGUAAAAAGAGAAAAAAAGCUGGACAAGUCCAAUAUAAAGGGAUGAAUUUGAAAGAAGAAAAAAAUGUUUCUGAUUAACAAUGCAUAAGUCUAUAACUCUCAUGUUUUAUUUUUCAAAUAUUUGAAUAAAGAUGGUCGGGGUUUGAAAAUAUCAACGCUUAACUUGAAUUUUUUUUUCAACAUUUCGUCCCCAGGCGCAUUUCAAAACCUUCAUUCUUCUUACUUACAGCCAUCUGCUGAGGAACUAGACAUUAGUGAAAAAUUAAGUUGGAAAAAAUUUGAACAACACCAAUUUGUUCGACAUAUUGAACAAAAUAUUUUUUUCUUUUUGAAUGAAAAAAACUUGCUGCACACCAUUCCUACAGAUCAUACUGAGAAAAGAGAUGGGGCAAGGUUCAAAAAAACAUCCAAUAUUGGGAUAUUGAAUGGAGCAGACGCGAAACGGAGAAGCGUACGGCCGCGACGCAGCCGCACGCAAAUAUACACCAUCGCGGUGUUCCCAAUACAAUUCAAAGUAAACAUUCCGUUCUUUUUCGCAACAGACACAGAAUUUCCUUCGUGCUGUGAAAGCGAAUGAAACAACACCUCCUGAAGAAUCCGUUUCUAAAGAAAAAUAUAAGAAAUCCGCUCACCUGGCCUUAUCUUAAUUGGGUCUAAUUUUUCGAGCAAGCGUUUUUCUAAAUUUCAUUAAAUACCUAGUGAAUUCAAUUUUUUUGAAAUUAUUUUCAUAAUGAAAAAAAUCAUCCGUAUUUUUUUACACAGGAAAUCUUUUUUUGAAAUCUCAGACUUGAAAUUCCGUUUUGAAUAUCAUAAAAUAACUUAUUUGAGCGGUUUGAAAAAAAUGUAACCGGUUCAAAAAAAUUUUCUCGGCAUUUUCGAAGGCUUCGCAGUUAUGACUAUAUAAUAAAUUAAUCUUUAUUUGUUUUGAAACAAAAAAACGUUUUUCAAGAAAUGUUUUGAGAAGUCCCUAAAGCACAACAAUACAGAAACUUGGAAGAUUUUCCACUCACCACAAGCUUAGGACAAAAAAAUGUUGCAAAUAGUGAAAUGCUCUUUUUUUCAACAUUUUUUUAGCUGAUCGUGGGGAAAAACUGCACAAUAUAGAUUAGUGAUCUUUCAAUUUUUCAUAACCUCGAAGUCGUGUUAAAAAUUAGUUCGAUGCUGAGCUGGCGUCGUAAAAAAAUUAUUAAAACGAAAAAGAAGCAAUUUGCGAUAGUAGAUUUAGCGAAGAUUGUUUACGUAAUUAUAAACACUACUUUACUAAUCUCAGUAAUGACCAGAACGCCAAACUAGUAUUUCCUUAACUAACUUUAAAGAAAUUUCUACGCCUCCGAGAGGUUUUUCCCCUUCAGGGCUUUCUCAGUAAGUUUUUGGAAAGUUCACGUCCGGUUUGUCUCCAGUAGAGAGAGGCGGGCUGAGCCACAUCACUCUUCCCAGCUGGGCUGCUACAGGAGAAGGAAGGUGGACCGGCGGGCAAGAGCCACAACACGGUUUUCCGCAGUCGUCUGAGCAGCUUCGACAGAGAGACACGACGAAGCAACGCUGGCUGGGUCCUUGCCCCUCGACGACUCUCGUUUAGUGAACACUUAAGUGUUCGAGGACUUGCAAUUCUCAAGCGUAAUUACGCGAUUUUUUAUAACACGAACACGAUUCCUUUUCAAAUACAACUCUUUACUAACUUCCACCAAUUGAGUACGAAAACGAGGCGGCUCACAAACUGUGCAAGGAUUUGAAGUAGCUCCCACGUUGAGAAACCUCAAACUUGGGUAAUUAAACCAACACGUUUAUGAAAACAAACGAACAGUUAUUAACACGUACUUAUUAGGAUAAAAGAGUGGUAAUCGUUUGAAUAAGGAAUUACUUUAACAAAACCGAGAUACAAAUGACUAAAAUAGAUAGACGAAAACAAAUAAAAAGUAAACUAAUUAGACAGAACAAUGAACUAGAAAUAAAUAGAAAAAAAUUAUGGCGAGGAAGAAAAUGAUGACAAUUGAGAGGGGAUAAAAAAGGGGGGAAUUCGGCGCAUUUCUUUGACCCGUAGAUCACUGUCGCGGAAGAUCAACUCGGUUAGCCUUCAUCGACCAAUAUUCGAAAUGAACUUGCCGCUUUUUUUAUAUUUGAAAAAUGUUUCGCAAACUCGAUUCUCAAAAGAAAAGAAAAAUAUGUUUUCAGACCUUGUUGAACAAAGAACAGUGGGUUUGAAAAAUUAUCUCCUUUGUUUCUUUGAAAUUUUUUUAAAUGCCCAUAAAGAGUAAUUUGAAACAAAAACACUUCUCAGAAUCUUGUUUAAUUGAAUUCAAAAAAAUUUCUGUUAAUGAACAUCUUUCCAUUCCUUUUUCCAAAAAAAUUUUUCUUAAAAUUCAAGACUUAUUAAAUUGAUUUUUUUCAAUUAAACUUAUUCAAAAAUUUCAAAAAGUUCAUUAGUUGUUUUAAUGAUGAUUCGAUAACAAAUGGGGUCUAAAUUUGCUAUUACCCAUGAACUUCGAAGUUAAAAACUUCAACUUCUGAUAUAAAUGAUCUACAUAUAAACCUGAUGAAUAUUCACAAUCUCAUUGGACAUUAUUUCAAUAAUUUUUUUCAAAUUGAAAAAAACCUGUCGAAAAUAAAAAUUUUAUACUACAAAAAAGAUGAUUUUUGAGACACAUUGCGAUGUUUCGCGUUCAUCGAGAAGGUUCCGUGGAAAACUGUUUGUCUCGAAUCAGAAGACCCAAAAAAGUAAUGGCGAUCGCAUUGUAAAAGUCCAAAGGGUGUUCCUACAACAUGUCAGGCCAGGCAUUUUUAUCUCGACUACCCCUUUGCCGCGAAUAAAAAAACAUUAUCGCAAUUGUAAAAACGUCAAAAAAGACAGACGCGACGGUUUUGUGCAGCUCACGGCGCAUUUAUAAGCGGCGCGUGCGGUCGUCAGCUCAUUACUUUUUUGAGGUUUUUCUUCUGAUAAUCAGGAGCUCAAUUUCCUUAACUAGCGGCAGAGUCUUUUUUGUUCCCCAUUUCGAUUUUUCUUUCGCAGAACUGCCCAGCUCUAAAUGAACUAAAGUUUCUCAUCUGACUUUUAAAAUCUGAAUUCCAAAUUGCUCGUUCCCACAAUGCCCAAAGAUUUCAGAAGAACAGCCAUGAACUCGACAUUUUUCGGCUCAGAGUUGAUGUGCAGCUGGCUCAACGGCGACGACGUCUUCUGUUCGGUGUUGUCUUCGCUUCAAAGCUCCGAGCCUUACAACCCCAUGGAUGAAGCCUACGCGAUCAAAUUCCUUCUCCUGUUUCUCCAUGCACGACAGUGUUGGAGAGUUGUCGCCCUAGGGUUAGUCAGAGCCUCAUCUCAUUCAUAUCCAAAUUGUUUUCAGAAAACCUGUGCAGAAUCGUUUUUUCUACUGA